Molecule: messenger RNA, 885 nt
Organism: Fusarium mangiferae
Lineage: Eukaryota; Fungi; Ascomycota; Sordariomycetes; Hypocreales; Nectriaceae
Exons: 2
Coding region: 1-885 (294 amino acids)
Biological process (GO): negative regulation of transcription by RNA polymerase II; chromatin organization
Cellular component (GO): pericentric heterochromatin
Molecular function (GO): chromatin binding
Source: RefSeq, a predicted model, not a curated record
AUGGACCCAUUGCAGCCCCAGUACGACUUCCAUAACACCUAUCCACAUGACCUGAAGCAGCAGCCAUCUCCCAGAUUGACAGACCUUUCCCAAGAGUCCACGCCUUUUUACAGCUCUAGCACUACUGAUUAUGUAGAUGCCGGGCCAUCCGCAUGCAGUACGCCCCUUUCGUCUGUUCCGACAGAGAUUAUAAUCGAUCCGGCCAUGUCCCAAGUGGAAAUAUGCCCGAAUGAUGAAUUUACGGGAUGCGCGGCCUCUAAUGGUCCCCCCCAAGGAACAAUAAGUUUUCAGAAAGAUCAAGCGAACGUGUGUGACUCUCUCUCUGUCACUUCGAAUACUGCGAACGAAUGCGGUAGGACUAAUAUUAAUGAUCCUAUGAAUGUUGAUGCGCCAUCUCAGGAAAUACCAGCUGGUAAAGCCAACCAGGCUCCGGAAGAUGUAAUCCAACCUAGCCAGACAGAUAACAGGAAAGAAUCUAUUACUAGAGUCCCUCAACAAGACAACCAUGGCCAACAAGGCCCUGACAGGACUCUUUCUUUGGACCAAGAAGGUGUCGAGUUCGAUGUUGAGGAAUUGGUGGCCAAGGGGCGCAUCGGAAAGCGAGUUUGGUACCAGGUUAAGUGGAAGGGCUAUCCUGAGAGUGAUAAUAGCUGGGUGAAAAAGAAGGACAUCGGCACAGGAGCCAUAGGCUUUUAUGAAGCCAAGCAUCCCCAUGGACAGGGCGCUUUUUGCUUCGAGAGAAUUGUCUCAAAGCAGGUUGUGGGGGGGACCGUCCUCUAUGAGGUGAAGUGGCAAGGGCAACAAGAUUCUGAGAAUAUUUGGGUCGAUAAGUGGGAUCUUGGCGCCAAGGUCAUUUUGGCGUUCGAGACCAGCGAGUUUACAUAA